This is a messenger RNA of Macaca mulatta (Rhesus monkey), 894 nucleotides long. Lineage: Eukaryota; Metazoa; Chordata; Mammalia; Primates; Cercopithecidae. The record is from RefSeq and is a predicted model, not a curated record.
AUGGAUGGACAAAAUGAUUCCUUGGCUUCUGAGUUUGUGCUGCGGGGACUCUCCAGUUCGUGGGAAACCAAAAUUUUUCUCAUAUUGAUAUUCUCCUUGCUCUAUUUAGGAAUCAUCCUGGGAAAUCUCUUCAUUGUGUUUUUAGUCAUUGCUGAUUCUCACUUACAUUCUCCUAGGUACUUCCUGCUUUCCAAUCUCUCCCUCAUUGAUGUGGGCCUUUCCACCACCACAAUCCCCAAGAUAAUCUCAGACCUUUCAAAUGAAUACAAAGUAAUUUCUUUCCAAGGCUGUAUGACACAGAUAUGCUACAUCCACAUCAUGGUAGGGACAGAGAUGGUGUUACUCACAGCCAUGGCAUUUGACAGGCACACAGCAAUCUGUAAGCCCCUUCAUUAUUUGAACAUCAUGAGCCCUAAGAGGUGUGUUUUAUUCGUAGUCACUGGCUGGGUUACUGGGCUUAUCCAUGCCAUGUCCCAAUUAGCUUUUGUUAUAAACUUACCUUUUUGUGGCCCUAAUAAAGUAGACAGCUCUUAUUGUGACUUUCCCAGGAUCAUAAAAUUCGCAUGCACAUAUGGAGCCAUAUUUGAGUUUCUUGUUGCUGCCAACAGUGGCUUCAUGCGUAUGGGCACCUUCUUCCUGCUAAUCCUUUCUUAUAUCUUCAUCACUUUCUGGACGCAUUCUUCCAGAGCGUUCUUAUCCAAGGCAUUCGUCACAUUGUCAGCUCACAUCACCAUGGUUGUUCUUUUCUUCAUUCCAUGCACGUUUCUCUAUGUGUGGCCUUUCCUCACAUCUUCAAUUGACAAAUACCUGUUCAUUGCUGACUUUGCUAUCACCCCUGCCUUGAAUCCUGUCAUCUAUACAUUAAGGAGCAAAGAUAUGAAGAUAGCCAUAUAA